CCCAGGGCCAGGGGCAUGGGCGCCACGCCCACGCUACAUAUCCGGGCCAGCCGAGCUAGGCGCACUCCACUCUCAGUCCACGCUCCGCUCACGCCCAGGCACACGCCGCGCACUCCCUGCACAAUGCCGUGCCUGCGCCUCGCCGCCGCGCUGCUCCUGGUCGUGGCGCUGCCCUUCGCGGCCGCCGCGGGGGCCAAGGCCCCGGCCGCCCCGCCGGCGCCGCCGAACGCCACGGCGGCGAUGGCCAAGGGCGGGUGCAAGGCCUUCGCGGCCCUGAUCGCGGCCUCGCCCGACGCCGCGUCAACCUACGACGCGGCCGCGGGCGGCGGCAUGACGGUGUUCUGCCCCUCCGACGACGCCGUCGCCUCCUUCAUGCCCCGGUACAAGAACCUCACCGUCGAUGGCAAGGCGUCGCUGCUGCUGUUCCACGCCGUGCCGGUCUACUACUCGCCGGGGAGCCUCAAGUCCAACAACGGCGUCAUGAACACCCUCGCCACCGACGGCUCCGCCCGGAACUACAACUUCACGCUGCAGAACGAGGGCAACGUCGUCACCAUCAAGACGGGCGCCUCCGGGGGCGUCGCGCGGGUCAAGUCCACGCUGCUCAACACGGACCCCGUCGCCGUCUACGCCGUCGACAAGGUGUUCGAGCCCGUCGAGCUGUUCAAGCCCGCGCCGUCCCCGACCCCCGCGCCUGCGCCCGCCCCGGCCGCCGACGCGCCCAAGGCGGGCAAGGGCGGCGCCGCGCGCCACCGCUCGCCCCCCGCCGUUGCGGACGCGCCCGGGCCCGACGCCGAGGACGCCACCCCGGCGGACCAGAAGAAGGACUCCAAGAAAAACGCGGCCGCUGACGCGCCGCGCGUCCGGUGGUUCGCCGCGGCGCUGGCGGCCGUGGCCGUGGCCUCCACGCUGGCUUAGGGUAUUUUAUUUUCCUCCCUAGUGUUUGAUCCAUUGGCGUGAGCGAUCGUGGUGUGACGGCGUGUUCGUGUAGUGCUUCUGCCGUAGAAGACAUAGUCGUGUGCUCGAUUUUCCUCUGCUUUCUUCUCUUUAGAUGUUCUUCUCUGUUUGCUACCGCCAUGGUUCUGCUCGUGCUACCACAAGAGUACAACUAGACCACGCAUGAGAUGUUCCAUUGGCAUCGUGAGCUCACCAGCCAUUGAUUUUCUUUUGGUCGAUCUGGGGACCGGUGAGUGAAACCUGGGAGCGAAGUUGCUCCAUGCCAUACGAACGGGCGCAUUUUGCGAAUUCUCGUCAGCAACAUGUUGGUUUUGAGUGAGA
This is a messenger RNA of Hordeum vulgare subsp. vulgare (domesticated barley), 1278 nucleotides long. Its product is annotated as fasciclin-like arabinogalactan protein 1. The record is from RefSeq and is a predicted model, not a curated record. NCBI's taxonomy places the organism in Eukaryota, Viridiplantae, Streptophyta, Magnoliopsida, Poales, Poaceae. The transcript has a single exon. Bases 16 to 918 code for a protein of 300 amino acids.